Messenger RNA from Scaptodrosophila lebanonensis, 1215 nucleotides. Its product is annotated as odorant receptor 4-like. Lineage: Eukaryota; Metazoa; Arthropoda; Insecta; Diptera; Drosophilidae. Gene Ontology annotation, cellular component: plasma membrane. The coding region runs from base 1 to 1215 and encodes 404 amino acids. The transcript has 6 exons. The record is from RefSeq and is a predicted model, not a curated record. Gene Ontology annotation, biological process: detection of chemical stimulus involved in sensory perception of smell; sensory perception of smell. Gene Ontology annotation, molecular function: odorant binding; olfactory receptor activity.
AUGUUGAAGUGGGUGACAGAUCGUGUUUUUCCAUCGGAGCCAGCGACAGGUCGUCUAGGCUCUGUAGAUUUUAACCUAUGGUUGGCCCAAAUAGUUGGUGUGCCCUUAAACGGAAUGCGAGGGGAGGCGCGCUGGGUGCAAAUAGUUGCCUUGAUCUAUGGACUACCAGUACUGCUCUUUGUCGCAAUUAUUUACUGUGGAUGUGAGUUGUACGAUUUGCUGUUAAACUUGCACAGCUUGAACAUUUUCACGCAAAAUAUUUGCCUGUCGUUGACCCGUUUGGCGGGGCUUUUUAAGAUUUCAAAUACUUUUUACUGCUAUGCGGAUAUAAAAUAUAUUAUUGAGCAGUUUCGUGAGAUGACCAAGAGAUAUGUGCAAUCUACGAAACAGAAGAGAGCUUUCGAUAGAGGCGAGUUCGCAAACAAAGUACCACUUAUGAUAUAUUCAAUAUUGGUUUCCUUUACCGGCUUUCUGGGCAUGUGGAUGCUUAUCCGCAACCCCAUCGAUGUAGCGGGAAAGGUAUUUCCAUUUAGAGUUUAUAUGCCACUCUGGUUGCCCAAUGGAAUUAAACUGGCGUAUAUGAGCUUUUCCGUGAUAAUUUCUGCUCUGCAAAUUGUAGCCAUCGACUACUUGAACAUAACACUGAUGAAUCAGAUUUGUCUCCAGCUGCAGAUUUUGAACUUGACGUUCGAUGAGUUAUUACCACUGGACAUAAAUCCUCUAGACGAGAAGUCCUGCGAGCCAGAUCCGAAUAUGACAUUGAGGGCUGCUAUAAAACAUCAUUGUGAGCUACGUGCUUUGGGGCUACACAUUGAAAUGGUGUAUAGGACACCAGUUCUCAUUCAAUUUGUGGCAUCGUUGGUCAUAUUUGGCGUGACUGGCUUUCAGGCUAUUGUGACACCAGCCGGUUCUAAUGGUGCCGUCCUAAUUUAUUUUUAUUGUGGAUGCAUCUUCUGCGAGCUAUUUCUUUACUGUUGGUUUGGCAAUGAAGUUCACGAACAGAGCAAAACUCUAGCAUCAAGUGCAUUCAGUGCGCCCUGGUAUCGAUUUGAUAGAACUUAUCAGAAGUCACUUCUAAUAUUUAUCACAAAUGCACAGAAGCCGUUCCUAUUUACCGCUGGCAGCUUUAUGGGACUAUCCCUACCCAGUUUUGCAGGCAUACUAAGUAAAUCCUAUUCCUUUAUUGCAGUAUUGCGGCAAGUUUAUAGCAAAUAG